GACACGUUCGUGAACACUGAGCAGGGUUCAAGCGAGGAGGUCGCGAGACCCGCCUUGCGUGCGCCGGACAUUGCGAUUGAGAUAGCUUACAAGCGACAACUGCUCUUCAUUGGUGUUUGCCUCCUACAAGGAACGACAAUACACAACCUAUUGGCUCUCCGCAUUCUAGACUUCUACCCGAAGUUACUCAACGAUAUAUGCACUUCGGAAGAUUAUUAUGGUCUGUCACCUCUUCAUCAAGCAAUCAUUAAUCAUGAUGUGGAAAUGGUCAGCAAACUAUUGCGACGAGGAGCUGACGUAGAUCAGAGGUGUUAUGGAGCUUUCUUCUGCGCAGAUGAUCAGAAAGGCAGCAGAACCGAUAGUUUAGAGCACGAAUACGUCGACCUCACAAUGAACACCAAUUACACAGGCACCAUGUACUUUGGCGAAUACCCGCUCUCUUUUGCUGUUUGCAUGAACCAGCCGGAUAUGUUUCGUCUCUUAAUGGCUAAGAAAGCAAAUCUUAAUGCUCAGGACACCAAUGGGAAUACUGUGCUGCACCUCUGUGUGAUCCAUGAGAAAUUGGAAAUGAUGAAGCUUGCACUGGAAGCUGGCGCACGAUUACAUAUCAGCAACAAGCAGAAUCUGACUCCUCUGACAUUGGCUGCAAAACUAGCGAAGAAGAAGAUCUUUGAUAUGGUCCUGGAGCUUGAAGGACAAAGUGUGUGGGUCUAUGGCGGAGCCAGUUGCUCAGCUUAUCCAUUGACAAAGAUUGACACUAUUAACGAAGUUACUGGAGAAAUGAAUGAGGAGUCUGCGCUGUCUUUGGUUGUCUAUGGAAAAACUUCUGAACAUCUAGAACUUCUCGACGGGAUUCUAGAGAAUAUACUCAAAGAAAAAUGGAAAGCGUAUGGGAGGCAACAUUGGCUUCAAUCAUUGAUAUCAUUCAUUAUCUACUACAUCAUCUUUACCACCGCUUACAUGCUUCGACCGAUUUCAGCCACUACUGAGGUAAGAGUUGAAGCCUCCUUAUUUCAAACAAGUGAUGCAAUGACGAAACUGUGCACGUUCGGUAAUCCAUUACCUGGAAGGAUUCCUUUCUUUUUUACCAUUUUUCAAUGGUAA
Messenger RNA from Cylicostephanus goldi, 1104 nucleotides. The record is from the annotation of a GenBank genome assembly. NCBI's taxonomy places the organism in Eukaryota, Metazoa, Nematoda, Chromadorea, Rhabditida, Strongylidae.